AUGAUCCUAUCGCGAUUCCCAGCCAACAUCGCAACCGGGCCUCGCAGCUUAGCUGGAUCGUCGUCGAACCGUAAAGCACGAUAUCGCUGCGCAAAACGAGCCGAGAUCGUCGAGCAGCCCCCUCCAAACACGCCUUGUCCCUACUUGGCCGCCUCCCAUUACAUCCAUUUCCACGACCCACCCCCACCGUACGAACAGCACGUCGACUCGCCACAUCCGGUGGCGCCUUCGCCGCCGCAGGGAAACGCCGAACGAAAGGGUUCCACUUACAAAUUUUUCUUUUCUCAAAGCUACGACACUCCGGCCGACUCCUCCGACAUCUCGAGCCCGUCCGCAAUGGAGGACGACUCGACGGGAGACGACUCGGACUCGCUUGUGAGCGACUUGCCUCAGAGGGAGGACAGGACUGUCGUCACCGUCAAAGAUGGCGAUUUCGAUCUCGAGGAGAUCACCGAGGACGAUAUAGGAUACGACAGCGACGCCGAAGUUGUCCGCCCCGACGGGUUCGAGGAUGCCGGGCGCAACCGGGAUGACGCGGGCAUCUCGGAGUGCCUCGAAGAACUCAACUGCGACGACGACUCGGUCAACACGGACGAAGAGUUGCGGCGCCGUUGGGAGCGCAAGAAGCGGCGCUGGAGCACCCGGCCGUUCAAGCGCACGCACAGUCAGAUCGUUGGCAGCGACACCGACGAUGCCGAUCUCGACGGGCUUGGCACCCACGAGGCCGGGUCCGGGGCGCGUCGGUUGAGGCGCAAGCUGAACGGCGGACGGCGGGAGAGGUCGUCGCUAAUAUUCGAAGACCUCGGCGAAGCAGACAACGAGGAAGAGCACGGCGUAGCGCCUGACCAGGAAGGGUUACAGUCCCUCCCGUUUUGGGUGCUGCAAGAAAAUCGCAUGGAGUUAGAUUCAGGUUCGAGCGGGCCGCCCUCGGUGGCAUAG
Lasiodiplodia theobromae is the source of this 939-nucleotide messenger RNA. Its product is annotated as E3 ubiquitin-protein ligase mgrn1-like. Lineage: Eukaryota; Fungi; Ascomycota; Dothideomycetes; Botryosphaeriales; Botryosphaeriaceae. The transcript has 2 exons. The record is from RefSeq and is a predicted model, not a curated record. The coding region runs from base 1 to 939 and encodes 312 amino acids.